Messenger RNA from Microplitis demolitor, 5263 nucleotides. Its product is annotated as tripeptidyl-peptidase 2. Gene Ontology annotation, cellular component: cytosol. The transcript has 10 exons. Lineage: Eukaryota; Metazoa; Arthropoda; Insecta; Hymenoptera; Braconidae. Bases 421 to 4206 code for a protein of 1261 amino acids. Gene Ontology annotation, biological process: proteolysis. The record is from RefSeq and is a predicted model, not a curated record. Gene Ontology annotation, molecular function: serine-type endopeptidase activity; tripeptidyl-peptidase activity.
AGAAACAAUAUGACAGAUGAUCGUGAUCGUGUGCGGAUGAUUGUUGCUGCUCGUGGUCGUGAAGAAGUUGUCGAAGAAUAAAAGCGCCUCUAGAGUCUUUAAAUAAAACUGAGUUGACUUAACUUACACUUAUCUUUAACUCUCUUUAAAUUACAAUACAAGUUACGAUAUAAAAAGAGUAUUAAAGUAAUACAAGAGCUAGAAGAGUUAGAGUAAGAGAGAAAAUAUAUCAUCACUGUGAUUGUGAGGCCGACUAUCAACAUCAUCACCAUCAUCAUUUAAAAAGAGUCCUCCUUCACCCGUUUUUACAUAUUUUUUUUCUCCGUAUAUAUUUUUGUACGGUAUUAUAUAUAAAGACUGCUAGUUUUUUUGUAUCGUGGCAGAGGCAUUUAGUCCAAUAUUUUAUAAAAAAAUUUAAAAAUGGGGGACGUCAUAGACUGCAAUUUUCCUGUAUGGGGCCUCUUGCCAAAAAAAGAAACUGGAGUUAAUCAAUUCCUUAUAAAGUAUCCAGAGUAUGAUGGUCGUGGUACCGUUAUUGCUAUCUUUGAUUCUGGAAUUGAUCCUGGUGCUCCAGGAUUACAGGUGACAAGUGAUGGAAAACCGAAAAUUUUAGCACGUUUUGAUUGCAGUGGUGAUGGAGAUGUUGAUACCAGUACUGUUGUACAAUCAGAAGAAGGAUUUAUAACUGGUAUUACCGGUCGUAAAUUAAAAAUACCAUUUAAUUGGACAAAUCCAACUGGUAAUUAUCAUAUUGGUGUUAAAGAAGCAUACCGUCUGUACCCAACAAAAUUACGUGAAAAAAUAUCUGCUGAACGUAAGAAAAGAUUUUGGGAUGAUGGUCAUAAAUCAGCAUUAGCUGAAGCAACACGAAAACUUCAGGAGUUUGAAGCCAAAACUCCAAAUCCGACAAGUGUCCAGGAUAAAUUAGUCAAGGAAGAGUUGGAAGCCAGAGUUGAAGUUCUGCAAAAUGGGGAGAAAAAAUUUCAUGACGCAGGUCCGACGUACGAUUGCGUCGUCUACCAUGAUGGGAAGAUGUGGAGGGCGUGUAUUGAUACGUCCCAAGAAGGCAACUUGGAGGCAGGAAUUCAUCUCGGCGAGUACUCGAUCACUCACGAGUACGCUCCCUUGACUCAGCAAGAUCAGUUGAAUAUAUCUGUAAAUAUUCAUGACGAAGGAAAUACUCUUGAGAUUGUGGGAAUAUGCGCAAGUCACGGGACGCACGUAGCAUCAAUCGCCGCGGCGAAUUUCCCCGACAAUAAAGACAUAAAUGGUAUAGCGCCUGGUGCUCAAAUAAUAUCUCUGACAAUCGGUGACAACCGUAUAGAUCCUAUGGAAACUGGAACAGCUUUGGUCCGUGCGAUGAUCUGGAUAAUGCAACAAAAAAUAAAAGUACACGUGAUCAACAUGAGCUACGGCGAGCAAGUGCACUGGAGUAAUUCCGGGCGCAUAUUUGAUUUGAUGAACGAAGUUGUUGACAAGUACGGAGUCACAUGGAUUGCAGCUGCAGGUAAUUUUGGACCGGCUCUGUGCACUAUCGGAACACCACCGGAUAUUAAUUCAACAAACAUUAUCAGCGUGGGUGCUUACGUUUCGCCGGACAUGAUGAUAGCCGAGUACUCGCUGAGAGAAAAAAUGCCGGGUAUGCCGUACACGUGGUCAUCGCGUGGUCCGAUGAUUGACGGCGGGACUGGUAUAACUUUGUGUGCUCCAGGAGGUGCUAUCACCAGUGUACCCAAUUUUACACUGAGGAAAAGUCAGCUUAUGAACGGAACCAGUAUGGCAAGUCCGCACGUUGCUGGAGCCGUGGCUCUAUUGAUCUCGGGUCUUCAAGACAAACAUUGUCCUUAUUCUCCAUACAGUAUAAAACGUGCACUAGAGAACACAGCCUUGUACAUCGACAACCUUGACUCAUUUGCUCAAGGCUCCGGGCUCUUGCAAGUUGAACGGGCGUUUGAGAAUCUUGUCGCCAAUUGUCAGGCAAUAGAGCGCGAUGUCAGAUUUGCAAUCAACUGUGGUGUUAACAACUCCAAGGGUAUUCAUUUGAGAUCUGGCGUAAUAGACCGUCCGAAAGAUUGUGCAAUAACUGUUGAGCCAAUAUUCCUAGACACCGAAAAUGUUGACGCAUCACGUAAAAUAAAUUUUAAUUUACGGCUGUCACUUGUAUGCGACGCUUCCUGGGUACAAUAUCCCUCUCACUUUGAACUUAUGCACAUGUCGCGUGCCUUUACCGUCCGUAUUGAUGGUGUUAAACUCCCAGAAGGUGUUCAUGCAACGAAUAUACGCGCUUAUGACGUUGAAAAUAUUGAAAAAGGUCCAGUAUUUUUGAUCCCCAUUACCGUCGUCCAGCCACUGGCUAUACAAAAGUUGAUGAAUUUACCGGAUCUCCAUUACUCGCAUGUCCUCUUCAAAGCGAACACUAUUGUAAGACACUUUAUUCUAGUCCCUGAAGACGCGACCUGGGCUAUGUUGAAAAUCAAAAGCACUGACAAAGAAAAGACUGGUAGAUUUGCCGUGCAGACGGUGCAGUUAAAACCGCGCUUAGCUUCUCGCACACUUCAUACCAAUAAGAUGAUAAACGUCACCUCGCAAUCGGAAUCCGUCCAGGGAUUUGCCGUCCAGGGAGGGCUCAUUGUCGAAGUCGUUAUCGCUAAAUAUUGGGCGAAUCUCGGGGAAAUAUAUGUCGACUAUUCGAUUGAGUUUCAUGGUAUCCAUAUACUGGACAGUAAUCUUACAAUGCAGUCCGGUGAUGGAAUCCAUCGUAUGGAAUUACGCAGCAGCUUGAGAAACGAAGACAUUGUACCGAGUGUUACGUUGAAAUCAAUUGUUCAGGUGUUAAGACCAACUGAAUACAAAAUAUCACCGCUUAGUGCACGUGAUGUUAUACCACCAGCUCGUCAAAUUUAUGAAUUGCAGUUGACGUACACAUUCCACAUUGCUAAAGCUACUGAAGUAACACCGAACGCUGCUUAUCUAAGUGAUUUGCUCUAUGAAAGCGAAUAUGAAAGUCAACUGUGGAUGCUUUUUGAUUGUAAUAAACAUCUUAUUUACUCUGGCGACGCUUUUCCGUGGAAGUACACGGUUAAAAAAUUAGAAAAAGGUGACUAUACAUUAAAAAUGCAUGUACGUCAUGAAAAAAAAGAUCUACUGGAACGAUUAGCAGACAUGGCAAUACUGUUAAGUCAAAAAUUAAGUUCACCAGUUAAUUUAGAUGUUUAUGCUAAUCACUCGCAAGCUAUUAUUGGUGGGAAAAAAAUGGUCGCUGCCACAGUACCACCAGGACAUAUUCUUCCUGUUUAUAUUGCUCCUAUGAAUAAUGAAAGCAAAAUAUCAAAAGGUGCAACCCUGGGUACUUAUCUCCAAGGAUCAGUAACUUUCUGCAAAGACGAGGCGCGUAAAAAAGUUGACUGUUAUACAUUUAAGUAUAUACUCUCAGAGGCAGCUAAAAAAAGUCCGCCGGUUGUUAAGCCGGAUGAUGAAAAGGUCAGCAAGUGGGAUGAAUAUCAAGAUACUUUGCGAGACAUCAAGUGUACAUGGCUCGCUAAAUUGGAGGCAACCGAGCACGCAACAGCUUUGUACAAUGAAUUAAGAACGUCAUACCCAGAGCAUUUACCAGUACACACUGCCAUGUUGACAUCGUUGGAUUCUCCAGAAGCACGACGUCUACUUCCUCACGACGAUCUCUCAGAAAGUGCUAUUAGUUUCGCUGACCAAAUGAUUGACGUUGCGGACAAAGUUAUCACAGCUAUUGAGCAGGAAAAAUUACUGGCCUUCUAUGGUAUGAAACACGAUCAAAGACCGGAUGCCAUGAAAAUAAAGUCAACGAUGGACAAGCAGAAGAAUCUAUUAAUUGAGGCAUUUGUUAAAAAGGGUUGUGCUUAUGCACGAUUGUAUAUUCAUGCGCGAAAACGAGGCGAAACUGAGGCUGCGAUGCAUCUUUCUACUGUAACACAAAUUUGGAAUGACGUACAGAAGUACGCAGAGCCAACGGAUAGCAAAGUUUUAAUUCUAUCAUUGUGGCACGCACAUAUUAAUAAACAUUACGGACGUUAUCUGAAGCUGCUGACUCGUUACUAUGAAGAAAAACCAGUAAGAGAUAUUGAUGAGAAGUUUGUUGAAAUUACGAGGACUGUUGGUUGGGAUCACUGGGCACGUCAUAUAACAACGAGCUUACCUACACGUUAUCCAAAAGCAUACAGACCGUUUUAAUUAAUUAAAUAAAUUAAAGUGCUAAUUUUUAUUAAUAAUAAUUAAAGAAAAUUAAUAAUUAAAACUUAUUUUUUUUUUUCGGUGCAAGUGCAGUGGUAAUAUUAAACUGCGUUAUUCACAUGUAUGUUUCAUUUACACUGUAAAAAAAUUUGCGUAGUGAAAGUGGAUUAGAUCCGGAGUGAAUACGGAGCGCAUGACUGUUUAUUUAUUAUUUAAUCCUCUUGAAAUGAAAUUCACUCCGAAGGGGAAUUUAUUUAAAUAUUAGACCGGAUAAAGAAACUCAUAAUUUACUCCGUAUACGGAGUGAUUUUUUUUUUAAACCCCGGAACUCCAAGUGACGGAGUGAAUUCUGAUUUAAAUAAAAUCCGUAAUCACUUCGAAUUUACUCCUGAUUUUUUACAGUGCAAAUAAAUAUCAUCGAUGUGUUGAUUAAAGAAUAAGCUCAAAUUAACUCGAAUUUUAUAUAAUAAUUUUUUUUUUUUUUUUUUUUUUCGAUUAUUGAUGUAAUUUUUUUCGCAUUGUAUCGGUGCGAGUUAUAUAUGGCAAUCACUUUUUACAAUAUUUUAAAAAAACGAUUAAAAAAAAAUUUUAAUGAAAUGAAAUAUUUACAAUGUCUUAUGGUGACGUUGUAUGUACAUAUAUAUAUGUGCGCAUACGUGUACUAAUAAUACUUAAAAAUACUUAAGACAGUUAUUCUUGGACGUAUAUACGACUUUAACUUUUUACAUACUUAAUCAUGUAUUUUUAUUUACACAUUUAUUGUCAUUAUUAAUUUUAAACUGCUCAUACAUUAUUUAUGUACAUGAACAAGGACCCGAGUAUAAAUAUUAUUAAAUGAGAAAACAAAAUCGAAAAAAAAGUAUUGACAAUGCGUGAUUUUAUGUAAUUAAAUAGUAAAUUAAUUAUUUACGUGAUAAAUUGUUGUAAGAUUGUAUUGUCUUGAUGGGCCGAUUAAUUAAGUGACGAUUAAUAAAGAAAAGAAAUAAAACAUUUCAUUUUUAUUUUAGUUUCUUAAUAAUUAAUUACUGAUAAAACUAAAGUCGAGGGUGGAAAUUUA